Puccinia triticina is the source of this 867-nucleotide messenger RNA. RefSeq lists its product as uncharacterized. The coding region runs from base 1 to 867 and encodes 288 amino acids. The record is from RefSeq and is a predicted model, not a curated record. NCBI's taxonomy places the organism in Eukaryota, Fungi, Basidiomycota, Pucciniomycetes, Pucciniales, Pucciniaceae. The transcript is spliced from 4 exons.
AUGUUGUCACAGCCAGACCCCCACAGCCCCGCCGGGCCUCCUUUGACUGCCACCCAAUCGACCCCUGGGCCCACACGCAGGGGCCGUUCCCCCAGCGAUCUUGGUGAGCACUCCCACCUCUGUCGAUAUUCCCCCUCGGCAAACCUCCUGACUCCUGCUACCCUCAACAUCGUAGCCGCGGGGCCCAAGCGAGCCGCCCAACGACCACGGACCGGUGCGGGUGCAAUCCCCCCUGGGGGGAACCUAUUUCUCCCAUUAAGGCCCCCGCCUCAACAGCUUCCCCUCCCCCUCGAUCCUAUUGUUUUGCCCCCCAACGAGCGAUUCCUGGCCGACCUCGGAGGGGUCCCGAUUGUCCCAGACGAUCUCGCAACCGAUUUCAACGAGACAAAUCUGCGGGCCCAACCUGAGUUGUACCUACGAAACCACUUCCCCCCCGGGUUCCACGACCGUAACCGCCUAGCAUUGGGCUCCGCUGACUCCGAGCUCCGUAAACAGCUCAAGAAUGUCCGAUACCAGGUUCGGAACCUCGGCCGCCUCCAGGCCGCCCCACACAUGCCACGCCAGUCACCUGCAAUGGGCGCUGUCGGCAUCAAGCUGAGACGACGCCCGGGUGCCCACCCUGCCACCCGAGAUCCGCCUCGCAGACCCAUCACUGGUGACCCAGUUGCUGCUAACCCGACGGAUUACCAUGCAUCAGUCAAGUUGGUAGUCAAUGGGCGUCCGUUCAACCGCAAAUUACCCCCGGGUGCCACCGACACCCAGCUUCUCGUAUUACCGUUAGACCAUAGGCCUCAAGUUCAGGCUCUGUACACCUUUGGGGACCCGACUGAUAUAGCUGGAGCCCCACCCGCCUCUGAUGCAGAGUAG